This is a messenger RNA of Cladophialophora psammophila CBS 110553, 240 nucleotides long. RefSeq lists its product as uncharacterized. NCBI's taxonomy places the organism in Eukaryota, Fungi, Ascomycota, Eurotiomycetes, Chaetothyriales, Herpotrichiellaceae. The transcript is spliced from 2 exons. The coding region runs from base 1 to 240 and encodes 79 amino acids. The record is from RefSeq and is a predicted model, not a curated record.
AUGUCCGAACAAACCUUCCACAUCACCGGCGAGGACGUCCGCAAGAUGGAGUCGAAGGAGUCCAAGUUCCAUGGAGGCAAGACACCCAAAGAUUCAGAUAUAUCAGCAAUGAAGCAACUCCUCUCGGAACAGGGAUCCAAACAAGACCAAAUCGACCGUGUCAAGGCGAACCUGCCUCUCCCCGACCCCCCGUCGGAGGAGCAAGUGCAGAUCUCCAGUCCGCGGACCAACGCACCGUGA